AUGCGAGUCUUUGUAUCAAACCUCGACUCGCCACUAGGCCACAAUGUUUCUCGUCUUCUCUCAAACACUAUCGUCGGAAGCAGAGGCUCUGGUGGCGAACGAGAAGGAGGUGACGAUCAGGACAACGCAAAUGCUGACAAUGAUGACGGAUCUCCCUCCACCCAAGAUACCAAACCUGUCAAAGAAUCAUACUCGAUUGUUGGUACAUUAAUGCCAGCACUGGCUACUGCUGAUGCUAUAGACAACCCCCCUACUCAACCGGGCCAGAUGAUCUAUACCGGCGAUCGCAAAAAGGAUGCCGCCAGGAAGGUCGCUAUUGACAAGUUUGCUGUGAGGGGUAGUACGCCAAAAUGGGCAAACCAAGUCGUAGAGAGUUCUGAUAAGGCAGCCUUACAGGACUUGAUUCUCAGUUCAGAUGUAAUCAUAUACGAUCUACUACAAAAUGUGGAAGAGGCUGAAUGGGCUAUUGAAUUAUUGAAUGAAAGGGCCGAAUCGUUCGCUGAUAAACCAAAGAUAUUUAUUGGAGUAUCCACAAUCAUGACUUGGGCAAAGACAAAGGGUGAUCCUGAAGAACCAGAAGCAUUCAUCACUGAAGAAGAAUACAGGCGCCGUAAAUCACAUCCAAACUUCAAGACUCAUAACGCUGUCGAAAAAUCAAUCAUCAAAUAUGGAAAAAAGGCAUCCCUGAAAGCAUAUGUUGUUGGUGCUGGUUUGGUUUAUCAUGCUGGAGAGUCGAUAUUCCACUACAUUCUCAAGGCCUCAUGGCAAAACGCAUCAGAAAUUCCAUGUUAUGGUGACGGCACAAACAUUCUACCAACGAUUCAUUUGGACGAUCUUUGUAAUAUUGUGGUUGAAGUUGUGGAAACUACACCUGAUAUUCACUUUAUUCUGGCUAUUGAUGAUGCUAAGUCUACGCUUUAUGAUAUCACAAAGGCUAUAAGUGAUACAUUAGGAAAUGGCAAAGUAGUUAAAGUGCCCAAGGAACAAGCCUUGUUGCAACGAGAUGUCUCUCAGGCUGACUUUGAUAUGCUGUUGGCUAAUGUCCGUCUUGAGCCUGCUCGUGUUCGUGAGAUGAGCUUUGAAUGGGUUUCAGAGGCUGGAUUGGUUGAAAAUGUACACCAGCUCGUUGAUGAAUACCGAGAUGCUCGUGGUCUACAUCCACUAAAGGUGGUUGUUCAUGGUCCUCCAGCUGCAGGAAAGACUUCAUAUGCCAAGAAGAUUGCAGAACAGUAUGAAAUUCAUUAUGUUGAAGUGGAUGAGGUCGUCAAGGCCGCUAUUGAUCGUCUGGAACGACGAGCUGGUGCUAGUGCAACAGAAGAAGAAAGCGAAGAAGAUGUCGAAGCAGACAAGGAAUUACUCGCAGAACUGAAAUCUGCAGCUGCUGCUAAUGAUGGGAAAUAUCCUGAAGAUCGUGUGCAAUCCUUCCUUCGAGACAAGUUGUCUUCUCCACCGUGUCGAAACCAAGGGUUUGUUUUGGAUGGGUUUCCUACUACGACUGAUGAAGCUCAACAAUUGUUUAAGAAUGGUGGAGACGAUUCUGCAAACGAGCAAGAUAUGAUGCCAGAGUUCGUGAUUGCUUUGGAAGCAUCAGAUGAGUUUAUCAAGACUCGUGUCAUGAAUUUACCGGAGAGCGCUACUGCUGGUACCAAAAACUCUGAAGAAGCUCUGACACGUCGACUGGCUGAAUACCGAGCCCUAAACACUGAAGAAACCACCGUAUUGAACUUUUUCGAUGAGCAUGAAGUUCAUCCAUUAGUAGUCAAUGCCGAAACCGAUUCAGUGGAUGCAGUCAUGACUCCCAUCUUGACUCGGAUUGGUAAACCAAGGAAUUAUGGACCCACUACUGAAGAAUUGGCCCGCCGUCGUAUUGCUGCUGAGACUGCGAAGGCUGUUGAAGUCGCAAAACAAGAAUCAGAACGAUCUCAACGUGAAAAGGAAGAAGGGGAACGACAUCUCAAGUCCGUUGCUGACUGGAAUACACGUCUCGAGGAGAUCCGUAAACAAGAACAGGAAGUUCUAGAAGCUCAGUCAGUCCCAUUGCGAAACUAUUUAAUGAAGUACGUGAUGCCGACGCUGACGACUGGGCUUAUUGAAGUUUGUAAAGUACGACCAGAAGAUCCUAUUGAUUAUCUGGCCGAGUUCCUAUUCAAGCACAAUCCUUGA
This is a messenger RNA of Synchytrium microbalum, 2163 nucleotides long. RefSeq names its product adenylate kinase. The coding region runs from base 1 to 2163 and encodes 720 amino acids. NCBI's taxonomy places the organism in Eukaryota, Fungi, Chytridiomycota, Chytridiomycetes, Synchytriales, Synchytriaceae. Gene Ontology annotation, cellular component: cytoplasm. Gene Ontology annotation, biological process: nucleobase-containing compound metabolic process. Gene Ontology annotation, molecular function: ATP binding; AMP kinase activity. The record is from RefSeq and is a predicted model, not a curated record. The transcript has 13 exons.